Molecule: messenger RNA, 738 nt
Organism: Phalacrocorax carbo (great cormorant)
Lineage: Eukaryota; Metazoa; Chordata; Aves; Suliformes; Phalacrocoracidae
Source: RefSeq, a predicted model, not a curated record
CCGCCUCACCCGCGCCCCGGGGACCCCCGGGCCCCGCCCCGCGGGGUGGGAACGGGCGGGCGGCCGCCGCGCAUAAGCGGGGCGGGCGGCGCCGGGGAUAUAAGCGGGGUGCCGGGGCGGCGGCGGCGGCAGAACGCUGAGGCGGUCGGAGGGGGUGCAGUGGGCCUGAGCUGAGCGCUGAGACGAGGCCCUUGGCCGCCUUCUAGCCGUUCAGCCGCCGACCUCGAGCCGUCGCCUCGCCUCCCCAGCCCCGAGCCGCCGUCAUGGUGAAGAGCGUGGGCAACCUGUCUGAAUUUGAGGCAGAACUGAAAUCUGCUGGUGAGAAGCUUGUAGUAGUUGAUUUCUCUGCCACAUGGUGUGGACCAUGCAAAAUGAUCAAGCCCUUUUUCCACAGUUUGUGUGAGAAGUAUGGUGAUGUGGUGUUCAUCGAAAUUGAUGUGGAUGAUGCCCAGGAUGUUGCUACACACUGCGAUGUGAAGUGCAUGCCAACGUUCCAGUUCUACAAGAACGGAAAGAAGGUGCAGGAGUUCUCUGGGGCCAAUAAAGAGAAGCUGGAAGAGACCAUUAAAAGUCUAGUCUAAUCUCCAGCCAUGGAGACAUUGAAGCGUGACUGCUUCGGCUAAAUUAUAGCCUGUAACUUUUCUACUUAAAAAAAAGCCUACACAAGCAAGUUAGGUCAAGUGGUAGAAAAUAUGCUCUGCUCUAUGUAAAUGAGUACAAUAAAGUGCAAGUUCUUCA